CUGGUCAUUUUCACCGUUAACCGGCCACAGCCGCCCAGCUUCUUGCUCUGUAGGCAGCCCAUAGGCGCAUUCUCGCAGGCUGCCUUCACAAAUCAGACAAGGUUGUGCAUUGAAAUUGCAAAGCUGAAGGCGCUCGGGUGAAGUGGUUCAAAAUGGCUGACUCCGUUUAUGGGAAUGGGUCUCUGAGCUCCGGGCAUCAGCCGCACCAUGCCUGGCAGCAGGUGACGGACAAGAAGGCAAAGCGGAGGCAGGAGGCUAAGGAGAAGAAGAGUGCGUCUAGCACGGCGAAUGGAUCGAGCACGGCAGUCGACUCAAACCAGGGGGUUUUUGCAGCUCUUGAUGCGCUUGAGGGCCGGCAAGCUGCAACUAGGUAUGAGGACGAUGAAGAGGACAGGGCUAGGCACACAGAUGACAGCGACGAGGAGGAGCUGAGGAAACCUGCCAAUGGAAUCAGCGCAGAGGAGAAGAAGCCAAAGCAGAAGAAGGAUAAGAAGCCGCGCGUGACGGUUGCUGAGGCUGCCUCCAAGAUCGAUCCUGAUGAUCUGCUCCAAUUCCUGGAGGGUGUAUCGGACUCUUUUGCCAGCAACUUGGAGAUUCAGCUGAUGCGCUGCGCAGACUACUUUGCGCGUGCCUUCUCCUCAGUCACGACAGCAUCCUUCCAGUGGCACAAUAUUUUGAAGGAAAACUCGCUCGUGAAGGCUUCAGAGAUCCCCCUGUCCUAUGUGCCGGAGCCAGUUGUGAAGGUCACUGGAGAUUGGCUGGCAAAGCGCCCGGUGUCUGCUCUGUCCAAGUUUGCUGUUCUGCUUCUGAAGAUUGUGUUGGAAGAGGAUGGUGCGUCAAGCAAGGGUGGGAAGCAGGCUGCGGUGGCCGCAACUGGCAAAACACAGGUCGGCAUUCUGAUCGUCCUGGCAAUUCUCUUGAGAAGAAGACCGGAGUCAUUGCACCAGAACUUCGACACUCUGAACGUCGGCCAGCUGACAAAAGUGCCGGAGCAAUUUGCCACCCUGCAGUGGACUCUGGCACAGAUUGCGCACGGCGACCUUGCUGCAGCCCUAUGGCUCUGGGCGCGGCAUCUGCUGCCGCUCGCAGUCGCCAAGAACGCGUCUCCGGCCACGAGGGACACCGUCUUGCAAUUCGUCGAGAAUGUCAUUCUGGCCAACCCCAAGAAGGGCAAGUCCGUGCUGAUGAACGCUGCGGGCAGGAAGGGGCAGGACCGCCUGGUGCCGCCUGCCGCUUUGGACCAGGUCACACGGGCCGCGUUCCCCGUCGAAGCAGCUCGAACGAAGGCAACGAGCCGGUUUGAAGCGAUCCACCCGCUGAUCAAGGAGCUUGCAUUAACGGGGGCCAGCAAGUCGAUGAAGCCGGUCGCGGCCGCGCUGCUUCCGCUCAGCGUGGCAGAAGCGUCAGCAGACGAUAACCCGCGCCUUUCACGCGAGGCGGGCGACCUGUUUGUGUGGAGCCUGUCCCAGAACGUGGAGUGCUUCAAGCAGUGGGAGAAGCUGCACCUGCCGCACAUCCAAGCCAGCUCCCGCCUGCUGGCCCACAUCCUCCACCAGUGGCCACGUUUCCAGUCCCAGCUCCCGGCGCUCGAGCUUUCGAAGACGCUCAAAGUCCUGCACGAAAAGCACAAAGCUGUGCUUGACGGCAACUUCUCGGGGACCGUUGCCACCACCGAAUCGGAACAGACGGACGUGCUGACGGCCACUCGGGCUGCGGAGGCGCAUGUGCGGGCGCUGGGCCGGAAGCUCGCACGCUUCCCGACGUGCUUCACUUUCGUGGCCUUGACCGUGGUCACCGUGGGGGUUCUUUUGGCUUACCUUCCCAUCGUGGAGACAGUUGACAAGUUAGACAUGGACAGCUUGAGGGCGGAGUUUGAGAAAAUCAAGUUCUUCAACUAGCUUUUCAUCUUACAUCGUGACAGUGCACAGCACAACGAGAUUCAAGAGAGAGGAAGCCGGACUCUGUACGAGCCAUGUUUUCUGGGCUAUCGGUAGAGUUUCAAACUGGGGAGAGAUACUAGGCUUGCAUCUAGAUGCUCAGAAAAACGUCAUAGCCAAUUGAACUGACGCCUUUCUGGCCUGAUGUGUGUGCCGUAAUCACGCUGCUGACUCAAGAUGUGUGUAAGUUGGCUUGGUCGGAUCGACUUUGUGCAUCUGUGUUUCUACUGGUGGGCUUGGACCGGAUAUAAAGGAACGGACCCAGAUCCAUUGCACACAAAAAGUG
This is a messenger RNA of Klebsormidium nitens, 2223 nucleotides long. Lineage: Eukaryota; Viridiplantae; Streptophyta; Klebsormidiophyceae; Klebsormidiales; Klebsormidiaceae. The record is from the annotation of a GenBank genome assembly.